Molecule: messenger RNA, 872 nt
Organism: Chinchilla lanigera (long-tailed chinchilla)
Lineage: Eukaryota; Metazoa; Chordata; Mammalia; Rodentia; Chinchillidae
Gene: Ctrl
Product: chymotrypsin-like
Exons: 7
Coding region: 1-819 (272 amino acids)
Biological process (GO): proteolysis
Molecular function (GO): serine-type endopeptidase activity
Source: RefSeq, a predicted model, not a curated record
AUGCUCAUGCUCAUACUUGCCACCAUGUUACUGCUCAGCCUGACCCUUAGCCUGGUUCUCCUAGACUCCUCCUGGGGCUGCGGCGUUCCUGCCAUCAGUCCAGCGCUGAGCUUCAGCCAGAGGAUUGUCAAUGGGGUGAAUGCGGUAUCAGGCUCCUGGCCCUGGCAAGUGUCCCUGCAGGACAGAAAUGGCUUCCACUAUUGUGGUGGUUCUCUCAUCAGCCCGAACUGGGUGGUAACUGCUGCCCACUGCAACAUCAGUCCUGGCAGCCACUCUGCUGUCCUGGGCGAGUAUGACCUAUCAUCCAAGGCUGAGCCUGUGCAGGUGCUGGCCAUCUCAAAGGCCAUUACACAUCCAAGCUGGAACCCCACCACUCUGAACAAUGACCUGACGCUCCUGAAACUGGCCUCACCAGCCCAGUAUACAACACGCAUCUCACCUGUCUGCCUGGCUUCUUCAAAUGAGGCACUAUAUGAUGGCCUCAAAUGUGUCACCACCGGCUGGGGCCGCCUCAGUGGCGUGGGCAAUGUGACACCAGCACGUCUGCAGCAGGCAGUUCUGCCCUUGGUCACUGUGAAUCAGUGCCAACAGUACUGGGGUUCAAGUAUCACUGACUCCAUGGUCUGCGCAGGUGCUUCAGGUGUCUCCUCAUGCCAGGGUGACUCUGGAGGCCCUCUUGUCUGUCAGAAAGGGAGCACAUGGGUGCUUAUUGGUGUUGUCUCCUGGGGCACCAGUAACUGUAAUGUGCGAGCACCUGCUGUAUAUGCUCGUGUUAGCAAGUUCAACGCUUGGAUCAACCAAGUCAUAGCAUACAACUGAGUCUACCAUAGGCCUUCUGCCCCAUCUCAACCUAAUAAAGACUCCAACCUGUC